Messenger RNA from Phycomyces blakesleeanus NRRL 1555(-), 354 nucleotides. RefSeq lists its product as hypothetical. The record is from RefSeq and is a predicted model, not a curated record. Lineage: Eukaryota; Fungi; Mucoromycota; Mucoromycetes; Mucorales; Phycomycetaceae. The coding region runs from base 1 to 345 and encodes 114 amino acids. The transcript has 5 exons.
AUGUUUAUGAGUUAUAAUUAUGCUUAUAAUAAUCCACUGAUGUAUCUCAUAUUAUGUUACUGCAAAAUGUUACCCAAAAAAGUAUGGGACUAUGGCCCAAUGGACAAGGCGUCUGACUACGAAUCAGGAGAUUCCAGUCUGGUUCUCUUGUCGUUCCUGAUCUGGGAUGGUCUUCCUUUUACUAUAGCAAAGUCAAAAGGUCAAACCCACUGGGGAUCGGAGAGUAUAUAUGUUACUGUGGUUAAUCUUUACAAGACAUUACUGCGGUUCGUUAUCUAUGAGGUAUCUUUGACAUACAGAACUGCUGCGGUCAAUUAUCCCGAUUUCUCGGAUUCAUCAAAAUAAUGUCCGACA